AUGGGCCGCGACGACUCUAGAGAGUUUGUCAUGAUGCGCGCCACGGCGUGUCCGGUGGAUGCUAUGUGGGCGUGGGGUAGCGGCCCUCUGCGACGUCGAUGUCGUGCCUAUGGUAGAUGCGCGACUCAAGGCUCUGGGAGAGGGGCGCGAAGGCAAGUAGAACAGACAGAUGCCCGUGUCUGUGCCGCGUUGGUAGACAAAGAUGAAGAGACGGGUGUAGUCGGUCGGAGUCCUGUGCUCAGCCUGUCUUCGUCGCGCGUUUCAAAGGGCCCAGAUCGGCAAGGGGCUGCGUGA
Molecule: messenger RNA, 294 nt
Organism: Alternaria burnsii
Lineage: Eukaryota; Fungi; Ascomycota; Dothideomycetes; Pleosporales; Pleosporaceae
Exons: 1
Coding region: 1-294 (97 amino acids)
Source: RefSeq, a predicted model, not a curated record